Molecule: messenger RNA, 1243 nt
Organism: Prunus dulcis (almond)
Lineage: Eukaryota; Viridiplantae; Streptophyta; Magnoliopsida; Rosales; Rosaceae
Product: soluble inorganic pyrophosphatase 6, chloroplastic
Exons: 6
Coding region: 60-953 (297 amino acids)
Biological process (GO): phosphate-containing compound metabolic process
Cellular component (GO): cytoplasm
Molecular function (GO): inorganic diphosphate phosphatase activity; magnesium ion binding
Source: RefSeq, a predicted model, not a curated record
GCUUUGACACUCCUUUCAGUCGUCAGCUAUCACUCUCUCUUUCUCUCGCAUCAAAAGCCAUGGCCACCGCCAGAGUGCUAACCGUCGCCAAUACGUCCUGCUUGCUCUCCAAGACGACGUCGUUCCUUGCCAAGCAGGGGCCGUACAGCACCAGCCUCUGCUUUACCAGAAGAAGAGCAGCGUCGUCGUUGUCUUCGUCGUGCCGGAGGUCCUUCGCUUGCACAGCUAUCUACAACCCCGAGGUUCAGAUCAAGGAGGAAGGGCAGCCCGAAACCCUAGACUACCGAGUCUUCUUCGUCGACCGUGUUGGUCAAAAGGUUUCACCUUGGCAUGAUAUACCUUUGCAAGUGGGUAAUGGUGUAUUCAACUUUGUGGUUGAAAUACCCAAAGAAUCGAGUGCAAAGAUGGAGAUUGCUACUGAUGAGCCACACACUCCGAUAAAGCAGGAUACAAAGAAAGGAAAACUUCGUUACUAUCCCUACAAUAUUAAUUGGAAUUAUGGAUUGCUUCCACAAACAUGGGAAGACCCAUCCCUUGCUAAUAGUGAAGUUGAAGGAGCAUUUGGGGAUAAUGAUCCAGUUGAUGUUGUCGAGAUAGGCGAAAGUCGGAGAAAGAUUGGCGAGGUUCUCAAAGUAAAGCCCUUGGCUGCAUUAGCUAUGAUUGAUGAAGGGGAACUUGACUGGAAAAUUGUUGCAAUUUCAUUGGAUGAUCCCAAAGCUUCUCUUGUCAAUGACAUUGAUGAUGUUGAGAAGCAUUUUCCGGGGACUCUCACUGCAAUAAGGGACUGGUUUAGAGACUACAAGAUCCCUGAUGGAAAGCCUGCUAACAAGUUUGGUCUUGGCAACAAAGCUGCAAACAAGGAUUUUGCGCUUAAGGUCAUAACCGAAACCAAUGAAUCAUGGGCUAAGCUUGUCAAGAGAUCAAUUCCUGCUGGAGAUCUGUCACUUGCAUAGAUGGCUGCUAGAAGUGGAACUCCAGGCAUUUAUUAUUUUGUACUUUUGGCGGUUCAUUAGAAAUUUUUCUGUUUGACAAACCAGUCGUGUUAUUUAAUGAGUGUUACAUGAAUACCAUUUUUUUCACCAUCAAACUGGAAUAAAACCCUAGUCUUCUGUAGUAUUUUGUAGCAUGAGUAAAAUAACAACUCGGUCUCCUUAUUGGACAGUUGAAUAUAUUUCAUUAGCUGAUAACUACGCUACUGCUGCAUAUAUGGGGUGUGAUUUCACCAAAAGUACAUUUCGAAUCA